Molecule: messenger RNA, 6996 nt
Organism: Moesziomyces antarcticus
Lineage: Eukaryota; Fungi; Basidiomycota; Ustilaginomycetes; Ustilaginales; Ustilaginaceae
Product: nucleoporin
Exons: 1
Coding region: 1-6996 (2331 amino acids)
Biological process (GO): nuclear pore organization
Cellular component (GO): nuclear pore inner ring; nuclear pore
Molecular function (GO): structural constituent of nuclear pore
Source: RefSeq, a predicted model, not a curated record
AUGCCGGCCGUUCCCGCCGCCUCCACCUCGCCAGGCUCAGCUGGCAUCGCCGUCUUCGAGCCAGCACGCUUCGAGCGCCUUCAUCGCAUCAUCAACGAGGCCGCUUCCAACCCUGUGCGCCUUGCCCGCUCCAACGACUGGUUCGUCACCAUCGACAGGAAUCGCUCCGACCUCGCAGACCUCGGCAGAGUGCGCCCCUCCUCCGACCUUGAGCGCAAGGAGAUCGAGUCUGGCAAGAUCACCAUCAAUGGCAGCACCCAGAACUUGAACCCCGACUUUGCCCAGCAGUCCCUCUUGUUGGCGCGCGAACUCGGCGUCUCGGAACACUAUGCCGCCUCCUUGCUCCAGCAGGGCAUCGCAGGUCGCGCAAAGUGGGGCCGCCCCGCCGUCGAAGUCGCUUGCAUCCUCCACCACCGCGAGCGCCUCGCCCUCCUUGCCUGCCUCAAGGAGCUCCUCCGCAAUGCGCUCACCAUGCCCUUCGAGGACGACGUCGAGGCGCAGCGCAUGGGUCUCAAGAUGGAGCAGCUCGUCGAGUCGCUCGUCUCCAUCGAGACCUCGGUCAGCUCCCCCGGCUCGUCCACGCGCAAGGUGACGCUCGCAGAGAGGAUCCUCGUCGAAAUCGACAACGUCAAGGCUUCAGCCGCCCGCGUCAAGGCGUCGCUCGAGUCGCCCCAGGCGAACCAGGCCAUCCAGACGCAGACGUCCAACUUCCUCGGCCUCGGCACCGCACAGUCGGCUGCCAACAACAACAACACAGCAUCCGCAUCCACCUCCGCACAAGGCAGGCUCAGCGACGAGAUCCAGCUCGACCGUCGCGCAUGGCUGCGUGAGGAGCGACGCGAGCUCGGCCAUCUCCUCUACCUCCUUUCCAUCUCGUCGCUGCUCACCCCUUCCAACAUCUCCGCCAUCCUCCGCUGGCUCGCUGCCGUCUCUGCCGAGACGUAUGACGAGAUGACCAUCUACGUCCUCACAGCCCUGCUCGGUGCGCUCGACGCCAAUCCCGAAGCCCGCGCUGCCAUGGCGGAACGCGCAAGCAGGGGAACGCUUCGCAAGACCGUCGAGGACCUCCUCGACGACGAAUCCUUCAUCACCUCCACCCACGCCGAAGUCACACGCAAAAAGUGGGCGCUCGGCGAGCUCAACAGCGCCGUGGCCCUUCAAUGGUCUCUGUUCCUCGUCGAGGCUUUCUCUCGCAACCCCACCUACCGCAGCCAGCUCUCCAUCUCCGAGGAGCAGAUUCAGGACAUCGUACUCCAAUCCAUCACCGGCUCAUCACUUUCGAAGGAUUCGAAGCAGGUGUCGGGCGCAAGCUCGGGCUCAGACGGACCCUCGGGAGGCGCAUUCAUCUUCCUCGUUGUGCGCAUCCUCGCUUUCCGACAAAAGACCAUCGAUGCUCUCUUCGGCGAAGAGGAGGGCGCCAUCGCUGCCGAAGCAGAUGCCGCUGCUGCUGUCGCUGCAGCGGAUCUGAUGGAGAAUAACGCUUGGGAUGACGAGGUGGACGCCGAGUUCCGCGAGUACGUUGUGCAGCAGAUCCACAAUUUCGCAGUCGGCACCACCUCGGUCAUGCUGCCAAUGCUUCGCCGCAUUCAGCGCUCCGAGGAGGACGCUGCAUUUGCGCUCUCUCGGGGGCUGGGUGCCCGCGCAGGCGGCUCGGCGCCACCAGAGCGCAGGUACGACAUCGAGGCGCUCUUUGACCUCAUCGCACUUCUCUGCCGCGGACGACCCGAGGCUGGCUUGCCCUUCUGGGUGGGCCCCGACAACCGCACCACGCGCUUCCUUGCCUGGGCCAUCGAUGUGCGCGAGCCAGGUCACCAGCGCGCGCUUCUCAACAUGCUCUCCGCCAUGUCUUCGGGACCGCAGAGCGCAAGCCAAGCGUAUGCCUUGCUCGACCAAGAGAGCGCAUCGAAUGGCGCUGCAGGCGAAGGCCGCCUCGUAUCGUGGAGCCGAUUCUUCGAAUGGAUCACCUACUACAUCGACACCUUCCACCAGGCCGUCUCUUCGUCGUCGUUCCAUUCCUCCAGCUACCAGACACUCGCCAUGCCCAAGAACGAGGAGACGCUUCUCGUCGGCUUCUUGCGCCUCUUCCGCAACGUCAUCUUCUUCUCGCAGCCCGCUCGCGACGCGCUUCUGCAGAAUUCGACCUACAACGCCCUCGACAAGCUCUUCUCACUCCUCACGUGCCCGGUCCCCGUCGAGCUCAAGGCGAGCAUUCUUGAUGCACUCUCGGCCUUCCUUCACCACGGCUCGAGUGGUCCUGCCGCACGGGCCCGAUUUUCAGCCAUCGCGACUCAGCUCUGGGACCGCUUCGACGAAUGUGGUCUCUUGCCCACGGAUGGCGUUGCUAACAAGUCGCGUCUGGGUGCCGAGCAAACGCCGUCGACCGCCUUUGGGCCUUCCUUCAAGCCGCUCGCUUCCAAGGGCGUUCUGUACGAGCUCGAGAACUUUGAAGUGCCGCUGCGCACCUUCCCUGGAUCCACGAGCUUUGUCAACUUUCUCAAAGCGCUGGUCCAGCUGCCUUCGUCCGCCCUGGCCGCCGGCUCCUCGGCGCUGGCGGACAAUUCGGCUGCUUCUGCAACCGGCGCAAAUCCCUUCAACACCAUCGUCGAGUACGGCCGGUCCGGUCAGCAGACCUCCCACUCGCAAGGCCCGUCCUCGUACCAGCAGCAGCCCCAGCAGUCGCAACAGCAGCAUGGCCAACGCCGUCACCUUCGCUCGGUCGAGCGAUAUGUCGACUUUGUCAUCGACCACGUCUUCCUCAAGGCACGCACGCGCGACUACGUCGAGCCGGCAGAGCAGUGGCGUGUCGUCGCAUCAUGCCUCGACUUUGUCGAUCGAUCGCUGCAAUCAUACGACCUCGCCGCGCUUCUUCGCACCAGCGAGGGCGCCGAUGCCGUGGCCGAUCCGGCUCUGCUUACCACGCUCGCCUCGCAUCCCGGUUUCUUCUUGAUGCGCCGCAUCCUCACCGGUUCCAAGAUGGUCGGCGAGAUGCUCGGCAUUCUUGUGCCUGGCUCCGGUCUUGCCGCCUUUGAGGCGAUCAACCAGAAUCGCGCCAGCACCUUCUUCUACGGCAGCUCGGUCCGACACGUGCUCAGCAUCCUUGAUCGCGUUUUGCGAUACCAAGACCUCUUUGUCCAGGUUCUGCUUCCCACGCUGGUGGACUCGAGCCUCAACGGAGUGCAGUUGCCGUUUGACGUCUCGGCUCGUGUCGGCAACUCGGGCUCGUACAGCAGCUUCGACAUCCAGCUGCUGCACGCGCACGAGUCGGUCGUGCAGAUCGCCCUGCUCAUCAACUGCGUGCGCGACGACGUUGCGCUGCUCUCGGUGCGCCUGCUCGGUCUCAUCGCACGCACCGCCGCCUUUAGCGCCGUCGAUCGCUUCGGCGAGAUGGGUUACCGCCGUAAGAUGAACCGCCUCGUCGGCCUCCUCGAGAUGAGCGACGAGGCAGGACGUGUCAAGGCCGGCUACGUCGGCCGACUCGAGGCUGAGCCGUCGGGCGAUGCAGCAGGAGCCAAGCUGCUCGAGACGCUUACCGCGCUCGCAGGAAACGCAGACUAUGAGCAGGAUGAGGAUGCUGAUCUCGUCACGUCCGAUGUUCACGCCAACGCGGCACUGGCUUCGGGUGAUGCCGUCGAGGCCAUCCAGAUCGCCAUCGUCAACCUCUUGCUCGCAGGCGCCGAGGCUGGUCAGCCAGCCCCGAACGUCGCCCACUUGCUUCUCGGCUACGACCUGCGAGCGGUGCGUCCCGAGGAGCAGGUCAUUGUCGACCCGGACGCAAACACGGCUGCGCCCAGUGCCAUCCACGCCAUUCUCGCCUUGCUGCGCCCUGAAGUUGACGGCGAAGGCUCUACCUUCCUCAGCCUGGCCGAGCGAUCGCCGGGCUUCGCAGAGAAGUGCUGUGCGCUCCUGCUGCGACUCUGCACGCACCCGUUCACCAGCGCAGCAACGCUCCGCUACCUGCGGACCAAGGAAGACUUUGUUGUACAGCAGCUGCGCAGCCUUCCACUGGUGCCGGCCGAGCGUCCCACACUGACGGAUGACAGCACGGCCGCGCUGGGUCUGGUGCAGUUUGCCGACGGCCAGAACAUCGAGACGACCGUGGACCGAGUCACGGCCUCGCUGCGCAUGCGCGCGUCGCUGCUUGAGCUCACUGCGCUCGAGCUGCACUCGCUGCUCAACGCCAACAUGCAAUCCCGCGCGGCUCGCGUUGUGGCAGCGCUCUUCGGAUCCAAUGCGACCGUCGGCGGCGUCGAUGCGGACGACAGCGUCGACGAGGACGAUGCACUGCUCGGCACCGAGCGCGACUUCCGCCUCGGCGCAGGCGGCGCCGAGGUGCGCACCUUUGGCGGCGUCCGCUUCCUCGAGAUCCUGCAGAGUCUCGACUUUGAGUGGUACGAUGACCGCGAAGCGCUGGGCCAGGGUAUCACCGUCAUCACCCCGGAGCAGCUCGAGCUCGCCAAGCGACCCGACGCGGCGCUGGGACCCCGACUGUACAAUCUAGGCGCGGUGCUCGCCGUGCUGGUGCGCGAGAAGACGCUGCUCCAGCAAAAGGGAAGCUUGCGCGACGCAGGCCAGGCGAACCCUUUCCUGGAGCAGGCCGCCUUCGUUCUGCAGUGGGCGGCUGCGCAGAACGCCAAGAAGGCCGUCGCCUUCUCCCGCCGACGCGUGCUGCAGGCGUGGCGACAGACGCUCGACAUGGUGCUGGCUCGCGCUGCUGGCCUGUUGCGCACCGAAGCGCGGUCGGGCCUCAUGUUCGACUGCCUCUCCGAGCUGCUGCCGCGCAUUUCGGCGCCUUCGAACGAUGUGGCGGGGCUCGAUGUGCCAUCGGCGGACCUCGUGGCGGGCGCCGUGCUGUCGCUGCUGACCUCGCUUCGCCAGCACCGCGUGGAGCUGACGACGGGCGCGCUCGACUUGGAGACCGUGGAUGCGCUUCCCGUUGACCGCCUGCUGACCACGCUGCGUGCGCUCGUGGACUCGGUGCUGCGGAUCGAAACGACGACGCUGGCGCGAGGCAACCUCUACUCGGCACUCAUCAACUUCCUCCAGCUGGUCAAGUCCGGCAACGGCAACGAAGCCAGUGCCGAUGCGGGCGCCAACGAUGGAGCCUCGAUCAUCGCCACCGACGUCGACGAAAGCAUGUCCGUUGGCGGCGUGUCGAACACGACGACCAACAUCUUUGGCGGACGUGCGCAGACGAGCACGCUCGAAGCGCGCACGCGCACGCUGCUGCUCUCGCACGCCGAGCGCCUCAUGGAUGUGCUCGCGCGCGAUGCGCUCGACGCGAGCGAUCUGUCCAAGACGAUCGCGUUUACGCUGCUCGACAAGCUGUGUGCGCUGGAUGCGCCGGCGUCGGCGAGUGGCUCGUCACGCCGCGGUGGCUCGAGAUGCCUCGACCUGCUGGACCGCAAGGGCUACAUCAAGAGCUUUGUCACGGCGCUGCGCGACUCGGACCUGGCGCUGCAGGAGACGCUGCGCCCUGAUCCGGCGAGCCUCAAUGCGAUCUAUGUGUACGAGGCGCGUCUGGCGUUCCUGAACCGCAUGGCGCAGACUCGCGACGGCGCCGAAAGGCUGCUCAGCGCCAAGAUCUUCGAUGUGCUGGCGCAGUCCGACUAUCUCGCGGCGCGGCCGGACCAGGACCAGGAGUUCGUUGAUCUCGACAGCUUCCUGCCCGCGGCGACGGAGCGCUACAAUGCACUGCUGACGCCCGUGCUGCAGCUGACCACUAGCAUCCUCGCCAGCGCCUCGGCCACGGGGGCUGUGUCGAGCCAUGGUGCGUUUGGCGGGCCCAAGGGACUCGCGGCCACUUCGGCGUCGGCGGCACCCAGACAUGCGUUGGCUCUGCUUACGGCGCACCGCGAUGCGCUGCUGACGGUGCUGCGUGCGCCGCUGCAGGAGUUCUGCUCGUACGCGCAGCUCGGACAAGCGCACCUGGUGGUGGCGAUCUUUGUGCUGAUGAUGCCGGCGCUCGACGAUGAUGCGCAGCAGGCGCCGAGCCCGCUGGCGCCUUUCCACACGGCGAUCGUGGCGCUGGCGGCGACGUAUCUGCCGACGUCGGCGUGGCGCUCGCGCAUCGUGCCGUACAACGAGGCGGAGCGCGAAGAGGCGCGUGUGCGCACGGCGUCGCUGCGUGCGCUGCCUGGUGUGGGCGAGGCGAACGGCGGAGCGGGCGUCGAGGAGGAGAGCGCAUUCGAGGCCAAGGUGGGUGCAAUGGUGGUGAGGAUGCAGAUGGCGCUGCUGUCUUAUCUGGAGGGUGCGAGUGAUGCGCGUGGCAAUGCGGCGGCACGGGUGCGUGCGGUGCUGAUCCCGUCCAUGGCAGCGUACCGCGAGCGAUCGCGCACUCCGUACGGCGGGGAAGAUGGUGCGGACGGCGAUUCGUCUCGCGCGGGAUUGUUGCGCUCGCAGCGCGCGUCAGCUGCCGCAUCGACGGUGCCAAGUCUGGGCAGCCUGGUGGCUGCGCUGGACGAGUAUGCGGACUCGAUCGCCAAGGAGCUGCAGGCGCUCGAGAACAUCGAGACGCUGCUGGAGAAUAUGGAUGCGGUGCGACAGGAUGAGCUGGACGAGAUUGCACGCGAUGCACUCGGCGAUGCGGGCGUGGGCGAGCUGUCGCCUGCACAACGUCGAUCGGUAGCCCUGCGCCACCUUCGCACGCGCAAGGCCUCGCUCCGCGCCGCGUCUACCUCGAAACUCGACGCCGUCGAGCUCAUCCUCGUGCUGCUCAUCCGCCACAUUGACUUUUUCCGCACGCUCACCACCGACCGCCCGACCGCCGCCGGUCUUGCGCGCGGCUCGCCGGUGCCUUCGCUCCUCGGCGCCGCAGCCAACAACCUGGACCGCUCCAACCUCAUGCAGGCGCUCGCCGAGAGCUUGCUGCCCAUCGUCGAGGACAAGAUUGGCUACCUCUCGCUCCCGCCCGCGCUCGUCGCCAACGCCAGGGAGCGUCAGAGCUUCCUCCAGAUGGCCGGACGCCGUCUCGCCAGCUUCCUUACCGAUGCCGAGUAG